ACUCAACCCAAAAAGGAACGUUAAAGCUGUAAAAAAUGCAAAAAUAUAUAGGAAAGAGGGAUAAAACGUGUUGGAAUUUACUUUUUACUGGGGGUGAAUCCGUUGGCUCCCCCGUCUUUAGCCCCGAAAAUAUUUCCUCUUCUCGCACGUGCACCAUGCCUCUCACUUUUACCCCCCUCCCCCUUCAAAUUCCCAUCCCUCCCGAGUUCCCUUUCUCGGAAUUCUGCUGCCCCUCCUUUCUGUCAGCCCCGCGACGAGGAGGCCAAUGGAAGCCCCUUCUUCUUCCUUCGGCCUUCUCGACCAUUAUUGGAGCCCCACCACUUCAAUUCCUUCUCCCACUCCCUGGACUCGCCACCAGGACAAGAUUUUCGAGCACGCUCUCGUCAUGGUGCCGGAGAAUUCUCCCAACCGUUGGAUGAAGAUCGCCGGUCUUGUUCCUGGUAAAUCAGCGGCCGAGGUUAGAGACCAUUACGACGCCUUGGUCUCUGACGUACAGAAGAUCGACUCUGGACGAGUUGAACUACCGAACUAUGCCGAUGAGUCGUUGUCGAGUUCGCCGGAGAGGGAAUCGCCGUGUCAGCUGCCGGAGAAAGCGUCUGAGAGGAAGAAGGGGAAACCCUGGACCAAAAAAGAACACCAGCUGUUUUUAUUGGGGCUGAAGAAAUUUGGAAAGGGCGAUUGGAGAAGUAUUUCCAGAAACGUGGUGAUUACGAGAACGCCAACUCAAGUAGCUAGCCAUGCCCAGAAGUAUUUUCUACGCCAAGAGUCGGCAAAGAAAGACCGGAAGAGAUCCAGCAUACAUGACAUCACCACCGUAGAAGGCAAUUUAGUAACGGCGGUGGCUGCAACCAGUCAAGGUCAAUUGAGUAUUUUUUCAUUAACUCACUCGCCGUCGCCGUCAUUCCCGCUGCCGCUGCCACACCAAUUUUCACCUGCAAGCUAUUUUCCAAACCAGAGAAGCUUGCUAGAUUACUAAAACUUUUGUUAUCAUACAGAACAAUAGGAUUGUAUAAUAAUGUUGAAAUCAAAAUGGCAAAAGUUAAUUUAUUAA
Messenger RNA from Cucurbita pepo subsp. pepo (vegetable marrow), 1051 nucleotides. RefSeq names its product transcription factor DIVARICATA. Gene Ontology annotation, molecular function: DNA binding. Lineage: Eukaryota; Viridiplantae; Streptophyta; Magnoliopsida; Cucurbitales; Cucurbitaceae. The record is from RefSeq and is a predicted model, not a curated record.